Messenger RNA from Hepatospora eriocheir, 570 nucleotides. The record is from the annotation of a GenBank genome assembly. NCBI's taxonomy places the organism in Eukaryota, Fungi, Microsporidia, Hepatosporidae.
AUGGUUGUUAAAGCAGUAAUUGAUACCGGGUAUUUUAUACAUCAAAAACUUAAUUUAGAUGAAAUAGAUGAAGGAUAUAUAACAGAUGGUGUAUACGAGGAAAUUAAAGAUAAUUUUGCAAGAGAAUUCUUUGAGUUCAUGACAGUUAAAAUAAAACUUAGAAAUCCACAAACAGAUUCAAUAAACGAAGUGAAAAAUAUAAUAAGUGAAAGACAUUUGAAUUUAAGUGAAACAGAUAUUGGAGUUGUUGCACUUACAAUAGAACUUAUGGAAGAAGAUUCUAUGAAGUGGAUCACCAAAGAAAAUAUUAAUAAAAUUAAUAAAGUACUGUGUUUAACAACUGAUAACGGUGUUAAAGCAGCAUUAAAGUUAAUAGAUUUAUAUGAAGACAAAAAUUUUGGAAGUAAGAAGUUUAAAUUAAGAUGUUAUACAUGCUAUACAGUUUUUGAUAAAGAUAUAAAAAUCUGUAGUGAAUGUGGGUAUGAAACAAUAACAAGAGUAACUGUGAUUGAAAAAGAAGGAAAAGAACUUAUUUGUUUAAAGAAGGGAUAUAUUCCAAAAAGGAAAUAA